AUGGAACCUGACAAUGAUACAAAUUUAUCCUUUCAGUAUUACCCUUUGUACUCUUUAUUUGAAGAGGACCUGUUGUACCCUUUAUAUAAAGAAAAUUUGAUAAGCAAAACUCACCCAUUCGGUAUCAAACCAAAUAAUGGUUUCAAAACAAAUAAUGCCAUUAAUGGUUCAAUUAUCAAAACUCCCAAAGAUAUUCAUGAAGAGGAAAGUGAACACAAGAACACAGAAGAUGAUAUAGAUGAAUUUGGGAGGUUACAAUUAUAUGUAGGUAUGAAAUUUGACACAUGGAAACUCACUAAAUCUCACCUUGUGGAAUAUGGAAAACAAGAAGGAUUUUGUCUUCGUAAACAAUGUCACGUUCCUGAUCUAGUUGACAAUAGUAUAACCUGUCGCCGUACUUUUGAAUGCUUUCAUGCACAUAUACAUGAAGCUGAAAAGACCAUUUUAAUGGAGAAUAGAAGAAAUAAGGAAUCAGGGAUAAUUGAUUGUUCCUGGCACAUUAAUUUAUCAUUCCCUAAAAUAGAACAUAGAAUUAAAAUAAACACUAUUGUAGGUAAACACAACCACCCAAUGAACCCUCUUAUUGUGGAAACAGCUCCAAGGUUCCGUCGUUUAACUGAUGAAAUGUGUGAAAAAAUUAAAUUCUGGACUGUUCAAGGAAAAUUAGAAAUGGCAACACAAAUUGACCCUGAUGAAAGAAGACUAACGGUAUUAUUCUGGAUGUUCCUGGCCCAAAUACGUGCUUAUGAAAGGUUUCAUGAUGUUAUUGUUAUUGAUACAACAUCAAAGACAAACCAAUUCGAUAUGAUUCUAUUUAUAGUUAUGGCUAUUAAUAAUAACUUUAGAAAUUUAAUAGUGGCUGCGGCACUUAUAGAGGAUAAAACUGAAGAAACAUUUACCUAG
This is a messenger RNA of Dentiscutata erythropus, 903 nucleotides long. The record is from the annotation of a GenBank genome assembly. NCBI's taxonomy places the organism in Eukaryota, Fungi, Glomeromycota, Glomeromycetes, Diversisporales, Gigasporaceae.